AUGAAUUUGAAAUCGGUCUCCAAAAUGACCACAAAAAAUGAUUCGAACCCACCGAACCCCUUGGGCAUAUCGUGGCACGAUAGCGCCUGGAUCAACGUACUCGACGGGAGCAACGUUCUCGAAUACUUCUCUGACAGAUCCAAUCCCUUCUACGAUCGAACGUGCAAUAAUGAAACCGUCAGAAUGCAGAGACUCGAUCCCGAAGUCAUGAACGAUAUGACCGGUCUCGAAUACAUCCUAUUGCACGUCCAGGAUCCGAUUCUGUACAUAAUCCGAAAGCAGCACCGACACAGCAGGACCCAGGUGACUCCGCAGGCCGACUAUUACGUACUGGCGGGGGUCGUUUAUCAGGCUCCGGAUCUCAAUACGGCUCUGAACUCGAGAUUGCUCUCGACAGUGUACCAUCUUCAAGGUGCUUUCGAACAGACACACUCCUUCAGCAGGUAUCAUCCCUCUAGAGGAUACUGGUGGGAUUUCGGGAAGGAGGAGGACCCUCAGAAAGACAAGGCAUCUGACCAGAAAGAAAACGGAAGUCUCUUCCAAAGACGUCGCGUCGACCUUCUGCUGGGAGAAUUGGCGCGGAGAUUCCCACCGAAAAUCGCAGCACCGGCACAACCCGUUGCCGCAUCAGCCGUGACGGCUAAUCCUGCACCGCAAGCGUCGGCCGCGGCUGGGAUCGGUGGUCCUGCUCCGGUUCAAAACGGGAAUUCCACCUCUGCCGGUAACAAUGCGGCGCCUAGCGCUGCGACAGGGGGUGGUGGCAGGGGGCCGAUUCGCCCUGGAGGAGGCGGGGUCUCCCAAGGGAAGUCAUGAUCACGAUUAUAUCGAGGUUCGAUUAUAGGUUUCAAAUAAAACUUUCACCGUGUG
Messenger RNA from Galendromus occidentalis (western predatory mite), 867 nucleotides. RefSeq names its product mediator complex subunit 6 (gene MED6). Lineage: Eukaryota; Metazoa; Arthropoda; Arachnida; Mesostigmata; Phytoseiidae. The record is from RefSeq and is a predicted model, not a curated record. Gene Ontology annotation, biological process: regulation of transcription by RNA polymerase II. The coding region runs from base 1 to 813 and encodes 270 amino acids. Gene Ontology annotation, cellular component: mediator complex. The transcript is spliced from 4 exons. Gene Ontology annotation, molecular function: transcription coregulator activity.